Molecule: messenger RNA, 1727 nt
Organism: Setaria italica (foxtail millet)
Lineage: Eukaryota; Viridiplantae; Streptophyta; Magnoliopsida; Poales; Poaceae
Exons: 2
Coding region: 36-1574 (512 amino acids)
Source: RefSeq, a predicted model, not a curated record
AGGAUGUCAUCCGAUUCAGCAAUGUGCGGAACCUCAUGGGAGUUCUUUUCGCGGUCAACCCAGAAGUAGCUGAUGAUCUCCAGUUCAACUUUCUCGAGAGAUCAGUUCUGCUGAUUGGAGUAAGUUCAGAGACCACACCCCGUGACCUGACGACGAGAUGCUUUGGCGGUAGAGAUGUGGAGGCGGCCGUGAUGAUUCGGGACCCCGAGACCUCCGAGCGUGUGGGCAUGGUGGUGUUUGCCGAGGCCGGAGAUGCUACCGUUGUCAAGAACAGGCAACCUAUGCCCAGGUUAUACAGGACAUGCAUUCUUGCAAACUCUGUCAAUCAUGUGCACCAGGCUGUGCUGGAGGGAUCAGAGGAUCGUGAGAGAAGGAAGGAGACUUCUGCCACCAUGCGGUCACUGAUUCCUCCACAGUAUCUUCAGAGUGGUGAUUCUACGGAUUUUCACCUUCGGUGCUUACUCCUCAAGAACUCGAGUCUGGUCGACCUGUCUCAAGGACUGCACCACCUUUGCUGCGUCGCUGAAGAGAAGUUGCAGGUCUCCGGGAGGCUCUGUGCUGCCGUGGUGAGCGAGGUGCUGGAUGCUGCGAUUCUGGUGUACGAUGAUUCACAGAGCACGGACAAGGCUUACCGCAGCGCGUCGCGCUUGCCCGCGGGAUCCCUGAGACUGUAUGAUUCAUCCCUCUUCCCGAUGCCCGCCGGCAAGGUUGUCACCAGAGUGUCCGAUCAGGUGCCCGAGCGAGGUAUGCUUCCGGAGCUAUUCACCAAGCCAGAGUACUUGGGGCGGGUAGUGUCGCUGAGAGGGAUUGAUGCUAAUAAAUGGGACGCCCGGGAGCUCGUCUACUACCUUACUGGUUGCAAAUUGGAAGCUCUCUAUAUUCACCGAGCCGAGCGUAAAGUGUUCGCCGUGUUUGGGAGUCAGAGCGAUGUUCAUCUGGCGCGGCUGCACAAGCCAAGAGCAUGGGGUAAACUCUGCGGGUGGCGUCUCAGGUUCGAGGAUCUGGACGAGGCGUGUUUCCAGCAGACAGUGCCGGCUCCAGCACCACCAGAGCAGAAGCCUUACCCUGGAGUGCCUAAAGAAGCAAUCAAGUUAGCGAAGAGGUUGACGAGGCUAAGCAUCUCACACUGCAGCUCUGGUGAUACCAAGGGGAUUGCUGAAGGGUUGAUCAGGCUUGCUGCCGUGUCCAAACCUGAUGUUCUUCUGCGCAAGGAUUUCGCAGACACAGUGGUGCUUCUGAUGGGGAUAGAUGCUGGUACCAUUAAGCCAGACCUGCGCUCAGAGCUGGUGAAUGCAUUUGGUGAGGUCGACUUGCUGCGUUUGCACAACGAGCAGGGAGUAGCGCUGGCUGUGUUCAAGUCACAGACUGCAGCUGCCAAGCUACAUCAGCAGCCUGCUGAGACCUUGAGGCGUUUUGGCGUCGAUCGCUGCGAGCCUAUCCCAGGAGAGUUGGACGUGGCGGCCCUUGUCAUCGGCACAUCUGAGAUGGUACGCAGCUUCGGAGAGACCUACGGUAGGGUGGUGAGUUACGUGGACUCUCGUUCAGCUUCUGCAGGGACAUCCUCGGGAGAUUGAUGGAAGUGCCCGCCCUUCUGAAUUGAUUGGUGCAAGCCCUUGUGAAACAAUUGGUUGUAAAUUCUUUCAGGAUGUCUCUACAUGAUCAUGGUGUUAGAAACUGCUGUUGCAAGUUGGUAUGUAACUGCUGUCAGCACUAACUGGAAUGGAAUA